Messenger RNA from Magallana angulata, 1269 nucleotides. Its product is annotated as band 7 protein AAEL010189-like. NCBI's taxonomy places the organism in Eukaryota, Metazoa, Mollusca, Bivalvia, Ostreida, Ostreidae. The record is from RefSeq and is a predicted model, not a curated record. The transcript has 8 exons. Gene Ontology annotation, cellular component: plasma membrane. Bases 148 to 948 code for a protein of 266 amino acids.
CCAUUUUGACGCGAAUAGCUCGCCGUAUGUUUUAUCACAUGCAACGGCAACAGAGAGUCACGUGAUUGGAGUACCCGGAUUUUUCUGUUUAUAACCUAUACCUAGAUAUUGACAAAUUCGUUAGAAUAUUUUGCAAAACCCCUAACCAUGGGACAAGGUGAGGUGGACCGAGAUGGCGACAUCGGUUGCUGUGGAUACUGCCUGAUGUUUCUAUCCUUCAUCUUGGUGGUCAUAUUCUUUCCAUUUUCACUCUGCAUAGCAAUCAAGGUGGUGCAGGAAUAUGAAAGAGCUGUUAUUUUCAGACUGGGACGUGUGGUUGGAGGUGCAAAAGGACCAGGACUGUUUUUUCUGUGGCCAUGUAUUGAUGAAAUGCAAAAAGUUGACCUCAGAGUUUUGUCUUAUGAUGUUCCACCACAGGAGAUUUUGACUAAGGAUUCGGUGACGGUGGCAGUAGACGCUGUAGUAUAUUACAGGAUCUUUGACCCCAUUAUGUCGGUGUGUAACGUUAAUGACGCCUUUAGAUCCACACAGCUGCUGGCUUCUACUACACUUAGAAAUGUACUGGGUACCAAAGCCAUGUCGGAAGUUCUGUCAGAACGAGAAAGCAUCUCUCAAGAAAUGCAGCAUAUUUUGGAUGUGUCAACUGAUCCUUGGGGAAUGAAGGUUGAGAGAGUAGAAAUUAAAGAUGUCCGCCUCCCUAUCCAGUUACAGAGAGCUAUGGCGGCUGAGGCUGAAGCUGCAAGAGAAGCCAGGGCCAAGGUGGUUGCUGCUGAGGGAGAACAGAAGGCGUCCAGAGCACUGAAAGAGGCCGCUGAUGUCAUUGCCGAAUCACCCGCAGCACUCCAGCUCCGAUACUUACAGACUCUCAACUCAAUCUCUGCCGAGAAAAAUUCGACCAUCAUAUUCCCUCUCCCCAUCAACAUGCUUUCUUCAAUAAUGAAGAAGUAAAUCUUAUGUAUUAUAACCCUUUUAUUGGAUUUUUUACAUGUACCAGGUAUAUGUUUUGUGAUAUUAUCGUUACUGUGUACUAAAGCAUACAGUGGGCUUGAUUUAAACUUUUUGGGGAUUUCUUAAAAAGAAUUGGAUAAUUACAAAAACAAUAUUUUCAGCAAACUCCAAAACUGUUCUGACUACAUGUUAUUGGUUUUAUCUUAGUUUAUUACUAUGCUCUGUCAAAGAAUAUGUUAUUUAUUUUUUUAAUAUUCCUCUUUGUGGAAAUCCAUGUUUAUGUAGUGUUGUAAUUUUGAAUAAAGGUUCCAACUUUUAAAA